Molecule: messenger RNA, 3587 nt
Organism: Lactuca sativa (garden lettuce)
Lineage: Eukaryota; Viridiplantae; Streptophyta; Magnoliopsida; Asterales; Asteraceae
Source: RefSeq, a predicted model, not a curated record
AUAUUUUUAGCAAGAAGCAUCUGCGUAUAAAGCAGAGAGACAGCGAGAAAAAGCAAAAAUGGCGAAUGUUGUUGUAGCUCUGUAUUAGAGAGCAAGCAAGCUUCAAAACCCCACCAUUUUCUUCUCUCUUUCUCCAUCUCUCUCUCUGUAACACUUUAUAUAUAAUUUAUAUACACAUGAUUUGUCUAUCUUUUUUGUUCCAUUCCGAUCUUCCCUGCUAAACCCUACCAGUUCUACUGAAUUCAACAAGCCUAUCUGCUCCAAUUUCGGUCGUUUAAGACACAAUUUGAUGUCGCUGGAUUGAAUUUUGAAAACUGAAGUCGCUUGAGGAUGGCAGCCGAGGGUCCAUUGUCGUUUUCGGUAGCAUCUGUGAUGGAAGAUGUUCUUCAACAGCAUGAUAAUCGACCUCGAGAUCUGGAUUUGGAUUCUCGUAGAGCUGAGGAGGCUGCAACGAGAAGGUAUGAAGCCGCUGCUUGGCUGAGAAAAAUGAUUGGAGUUGUUGGGGCAAGAGAGUUGCCUGCACAGCCUUCUGAGGAAGAAUUCAGGCUUGCUUUAAGAAGUGGACUACUUCUCUGUUUAGUGAUCAAUAAGGUUGAUCCAGGAGCUGUGCCUAAGGUGGUUGAAAGUCCAUGUGAUUCAGUUGCUGUGCCUGAUGGAGCAGCUUUAUCUAUAUAUCAGUGUUUUGAAAACGUGAGAAACUUUCUUGUGGCUGUAGGACAAAUGGGACUCCCUACCUUUGAACCAUCUGACUUGGAACAGGGAGGGAAGUCAUCUAAAAUCGUGAAUUGUAUUCUAGCACUCAAAUCCUACAACGAGUGGAAACAAACAGGUGGCAAUGGGUCUUGGAAAUUUGGUGGAAAUGUGAAAACCAUCACAUCUGGCAAGAACUUCAUACGCAAAAACUCAAACUCAGAACCAUUCAAAAACUACUCAAGGAAUAUGUCAAUGCCUGAAACAUCCACCAAUGUUCAAUCUGUUGAAACUGAGAAUAGCAAAAUGCCUAAUUCAUCAUUAAACAUGCUUGUUCGUGCAGUUCUAUUGGAUAAGAAACCUGAUGAGGUUCCCAUGCUUGUAGAAUCUGUGCUAAGUAAGGUCAUGGAAGAGUUUGAGAAUCGAAUCACUAGUCAAGUUGAAUUGAAACUUGCAGCUGCUAAAGAUACCACUAAUGGAAACAUGACUCUUUUAAAAACUACUUCUGGUGAUAUGAAGUUGAAGACAGAAGACAAAAAGCUUGUGAAAGAUCAAAAUCUUCAUAAGAAGUCGAUCUCUGAUGAAGAAACGAAAAGAAAACAGCUGAAACUACAAUCGGCUUUUGAUGUACAGGAAAGAGAUAUCAAGGAGCUGAAACAAACUCUUACAAUCACAAAAGCUGGGAUGCAGUUCAUGCAAAUGAAAUUCCAUGAGGAGAUUCAGAAUCUUGGUCUGCACAUUCAUGGUCUAGCUAGUGCUGCUUCUGGGUAUCAUAGAGUUCUUGAGGAAAACCGAAAGCUAUAUAAUCAGGUCCAAGAUCUUAAAGGAAAUAUUAGAGUUUAUUGUCGGGUGAGACCCUCUUUAGGAGGACGAUCGGAUUUCAAGAGUGUUGUGGAUAGCAUUGAAGAAGGAACAAUUACCAUUAAUACCCCUGCAAAAUACGGAAAAGGAUCUCGAUCAUUUAACUUCAACAAAGUAUUUGGUCCCUCAUCAACCCAAGCUGAGGUCUUUGCAGAUACUCGACCUUUAAUUCGAUCUGUUCUCGAUGGUUACAAUGUCUGUAUCUUUGCAUAUGGUCAAACUGGAUCCGGAAAAACACAUACAAUGACUGGACCAAAGGAUCUUACAGAGACAAGUCAAGGAGUCAACUAUCGAGCAUUGAGUGAUUUGUUUUUUAUUGCUGAACAAAGGAAGGAUACCCUGCAAUACGAUGUCUCUGUUCAAAUGAUUGAGAUUUAUAAUGAGCAAGUUCGGGAUCUCCUCGUUACUGAGGGUUUAAACAAAAGAUUAGAAAUUCGUAACAAUUCACAGAAUGGAUUCAAUGUUCCAGAUGCUAGCCUGGUCCACGUGGCAUCGAUGUAUGAUGUUAUUGAUCUGAUGAAAUUAGGGCACAAAAAUCGUGCUGUUGGUGCAACUGCUCUAAAUGAUCGUAGUAGUCGCUCUCACAGCUGUUUGACUGUACAUGUCCAAGGGAGAGACGUAACAUCUGGAGCUGUUCUACGUGGUUGUAUGCAUUUGGUUGAUUUAGCAGGAAGUGAAAGAGUAGACAAAUCUGAAGUGGCUGGAGACAGACUAAAAGAGGCACAACAUAUCAAUAAAUCUCUUUCAGCAUUAGGCGAUGUCAUUUCUUCACUUGCUCAAAAGAACGUACAUGUGCCUUACAGAAACAGCAAACUCACGCAGUUACUUCAAGAUUCACUUGGAGGACAAGCAAAGACAUUGAUGUUUGUUCACAUAAGCCCCGAAUUGAAUGCUGUUGGUGAAACACUUAGUACACUUAAGUUUGCUGAGCGAGUUGCAACUGUUGAACUCGGUGCUGCUCAAGUACAUAAAGAUACUAGUUCAGAUGUGAAAGACCUCAAAGAACAGAUUGCAAAUCUUAAGGCGGCUCUUGCAAAGAAAGAAGGGGAUCAGGAACAGAAAGUAUCUGGAAGUCCAGGUGGCAAGCAGCUAUCAUCACGUUCUCCUCCUUACUUAAACGGAGAUCCCUACACUGAACCCAAGCCUCGUAGAAAACCACAAACAGAUGUAGUAGUACCCAACUUUGAGAUGGAUAAAAAAAGUAGGUCGAGGCAGAAGACACAAAGCUUCGAUUUGGACGAACUGUUGGCAAAUUCACCUCCAUGGCCUCCGGUAAUAAGUAGUAGCCCUUGUGAGACGACGUAUGGAGAAGAAGAUGAUAGAGACAUGAUGGGGUCUGCUGAUUGGGUUGAUAAAGUCAUGGUUAACAAGCAAGACGCAGCUGCAGCAGCAGCACGAUGUUGGGAAGCAGAAAAUAACGGUGGAGUUUACCAAUCUUAUAAUAUCGGAUUCCAAGGUGUAAAUGGUUUUGAGAUCGCGACUACUGAUGGUGCCGAUGAACAUGAACUGGACGCCGCCACCAGCGACUCAUCUGAGCCGGAUCUUCUUUGGCAGUUCAAUCAUUCAAAACUCCCGAUCUUGCCCAAUUCCACCGUCUCAAGGCUUAAUAAUUCCAACGGAAAACCAACAAAGAGCCCAGAUCUCAGGUCAAUGAUUCCGAGACUUGGGCCGUCUCCGUCGCGGAAACCGACCGGUCAGGCUCCGGCUCCGCAGCGAGGUGGGAGGCAAGGAGCUGUCGCCGGCGCUGAAAUGAAGAGGAAGGCUGGGACAAGGAAGUAGUCAAAGGGGGUAAGUAAAGUAACAGUUCCGAUUUCUUUGAUUUUUUUGAUUUUUUUUUCCCAUAUAGAGAGUGAGUGAGAGUGAUGAGAGGGCUUAACCACGUUUUUUUUAUUUUUUUUUUGUUUUCUUUUUUAUUGGGCUUUGAUGAACUGUUAAAGUGAAACAGUUGUUGUAAAUGGGGCAAUUAUACCAGUUGCUUGUAUCUGUUUGCUACAGUGGUUUUGGACAUAAAAUAGAACCCUAUAAUUCAUGCGAUA